Nilaparvata lugens (brown planthopper) is the source of this 3284-nucleotide messenger RNA. RefSeq names its product glycoprotein 3-alpha-L-fucosyltransferase A-like. The record is from RefSeq and is a predicted model, not a curated record. Lineage: Eukaryota; Metazoa; Arthropoda; Insecta; Hemiptera; Delphacidae. Gene Ontology annotation, molecular function: alpha-(1->3)-fucosyltransferase activity. The transcript has 3 exons. Gene Ontology annotation, cellular component: membrane. Bases 11 to 817 code for a protein of 268 amino acids.
UUACAUUUGUAUGUUCAUGCAGGUAUGGGCGCUCUACUUCCUAGAAUGUCCCUACCACACGCAGCACAUAAAGUACAACGACGUUUUCAACUGGACGGCGACAUACAGGCGCGACAGCGACAUAGUCGCGCCCUAUGAACGCUGGGAGUACCACGACUGGGCGCACACUGAGUGGACGGGCGCACCUCGCGACUUUACUACUAAUAAGACGCACAAGGUGGCUUGGUUCGUGUCGAACUGCGCCGCGCGCAAUAAUCGGCUACAGUAUGCACAUGAGCUGGCCAAACAUAUACAGGUUGAUAUAUAUGGUGCUUGCGGACGACUGAAUUGCCCUCGAUCUGCGGCAGAGAAGUGUUUCGAGAUGUUGGACACUAAGUACAAGUUCUACUUAGCCUUCGAGAACUCCAACUGCAAGGACUACAUCACUGAAAAGUUCUUUGUCAAUGGUCUUGGACGUAACGUGCUCCCAAUCGUGAUGGGCGCGCCACCCGAGGACUACGCCAAAAGCGCGCCACGUCACUCCUACAUCCACGUGGACGACUUUGAGUCGCCCAAACAGCUGGCCGAGUACCUCCACAAGCUGGACCAGGAUGACGACCUCUACAACUCCUACUUCAAGUGGAAGGGCAUGGGAGAGUUCAUCAACACCCACUUCUUCUGCCGGGUCUGUGCCAUGGUCCACGAUGACUACCCCACAAAGUCCUACCGGGACAUCAACGAGUGGUGGAGGGGGGCGGGGGUUUGUACCAGCGGCACCUGGCGCAAGAGUAAGGGCUGGUCGCACAAUAGUAAGGUGCACGAGAACAUUUUUCAAUAGCUAAGGGGGUUUUUUCGGUUGGCAGGAUCGAAAAGUUGAAAAAACUCUCAAUUCUAGAGUCCGAUACCCGAUCUAAACUUGAAAUAAUAUUCAAUUUCAAUAGACGCGGAGUAAGGGCUGGUCGCACAAUAUUAAGGUGCACGAGAACAUUUUUCAAUAGCUAGGGGUUUUUUUCGGUUGGCAGGAUCGAAAAGUUGAAAAAACUCUCAAUUCUAGAGUCCGAUACCCGAUCUAAACUUGAAAUAAUAUUCAAUUUCAAUAGACGCGGAGUAAGGGCUGGUCGCACAAUAUUAAGGUGCACGAGAACAUUUUUCAAUAGCUAGGGGUUUUUUUCGGUUGGCAGGAUCGAAAAGUUGAAAAAACUCUCAAUUCUAGAGUCCGAUACCCGAUCUAAACUUGAAAUAAUAUUCAAUUUCAAUAGACGCGGAGUAAGGGCUGGUCGCACAAUAUUAAGGUGCACGAGAACAUUUUUCAAUAGCUAGGGGUUUUUUUCGGUUGGCAGGAUCGAAAAGUUGAAAAAACUCUCAAUUUUAGAGUCCGAUACCCGAUCUAAACUUGAAUUAAUAUUUAAUUUCAAUAGACGCGGAGUAAGGGCUGGUCGCACAAUAUUAAGGUGCACGAGAACAUUUUUCAAUAGCUAGGGGUUUUUUUCGGUUGGCAGGAUCGUAAAGUUGAAAAAACUCUCAAUUCUAGAGUCCGAUAUCCGAUGUAAACUUGAAAUAAUAUUCAAUAGACGCGGAGUAAGGGCUGGUCGUACAAUAGUAAGGUGCACGAGAACAUUUUUCAAUAGCUAAGGGGGUUUUUUCGGUUGGCAGGAUCGAAAAGUUGAAAAAACUCUCAAUUCUAGAGUCCGAUACCCGAUCUAGACUUGAAUUAAUAUUUAAUUUCAAUAGACGCGGAGUAAGGGCUGGUCGCACAAUAUUAAGGUGCACGAGAACAUUUUUCAAUAGCUAGGGGUUUUUUUCGGUUGGCAGGAUCGAAAAGUUGAAAAAACUCUCAAUUCUAGAGUCCGAUACCCGAUCUAAACUUGAAAUAAUAUUCAAUUUCAAUAGACGCGGAGUAAGGGCUGGUCGCACAAUAUUAAGGUGCACGAGAACAUUUUUCAAUAGCUAGGGGUUUUUUUCGGUUGGCAGGAUCGAAAAGUUGAAAAAACUCUCAAUUCUAGAGUCCGAUAUCCGAUGUAAACUUGAAAUAAUAUUCAAUAGACGCGGAGUAAGGGCUGGUCGUACAAUAGUAAGGUGCACGAGAAUAUUUUUCAAUAGCUAAGGGUUUUUUCGGUUGGCAGAAUCGAAAAGUUGAAGAAACUCUCAAUUCUAGAGUCCGAUAUCUGAUGUAAACUUGAAAUAAUAUUCAAUAGACGCGGUACCGUACAGUAAGGUGCACAAUAACAUUUUCUAAUAGAUAAAAGGGUUUUUUUCGGUUGAAAGGAUCGAAAAGUUGAAAUAACGUUUAAUUCUAAACGUAAGUCUGAUGUGAUGUAAACUUGUAAUACUGGUCGCAGUAUAUUCAGGUGCAAGAAACCAUUUUCCAAUAGCUACGGGGUUUUCUUCGGUUGGGAGAAUCGAAAAUUUGAAAAAAAACUUUCAAUGUUAGAGUCCGAUAUGUGAUGUACAGUUGCAAUGCCCAAAAGUCGUGGUAGAGUCAGGUGCAAGUAACCAUUUUCCAAUAGCUAAGGGUUUUCUUCGGUUGGGAGAAUCGAAAAUUUGAAAAAAAAACUUUCAAUGUUAGAGUCCGAUAUGUGAUGUACAGUUGCAAUGCCCAAAAGUCGUGGUAGAGUCAGGUGCAAGUAGCCAUUUUCCAAUAGCUAAUUUUCUCUUCGGUUGGUAAAAUCGAAAAGUUGUAAAAAAACUUUCAAUGAUAGAGUCCGAUAUGUGAUGUAGAGUUGCAAUGCCCAAUAUUCGUAAUAGAGUCAAGUGCAAGUAACCAUUAUCCAAUAGCUAUGUGUUUUUUCGGCUGGGAGAAUCAGAAACUUAAACAUUUAAUCCUAGAGUUUGAUGUGAUGUAAACUUGUAAUAUUCAAAAGUUUGAUUGUAUGAUAAGAGAUGUCGUGGUAUUUCGUAAUUGAAAGAAUUGAAAGAAUAUCGAAAGAAUAGAGAACACAUUGAAAGAAUAAUACGUUGAUGUUGUCAAUACUGUAGGGCUACGACUAUUGACUAUAUUUAUUCAAAAUUAAUUAAAAUUACAGAAUCAGGUUUUAUGGCAAUACCUGCCACAUAUUCAGCUGAAGAUGCCACAUCUCCAGUUCAGCUGAAGAUGUGCCAGGUGUUGCCAUGAAACCUGGUUCUGUAAUUUGAAUCAAUUUUGAACGAAUAUAGAUUGAAUAGUGGUAACGUAUUGACAACAUCAGCGUCCUAUUCUUUCAAUAUUCACAAGUCGCGGUAAAGUUAGGUGCAAGUAACCAUUUUCCAAUAGCUAAGGGUAUUUUUUCGGUUGGGUGGAUCGAAAAGUUGAAAAACUUUCAAUGCUA